Colletotrichum graminicola M1.001 is the source of this 2514-nucleotide messenger RNA. RefSeq lists its product as uncharacterized. The record is from RefSeq and is a predicted model, not a curated record. The transcript is spliced from 5 exons. Bases 1 to 2514 code for a protein of 837 amino acids. Gene Ontology annotation, cellular component: membrane coat; AP-1 adaptor complex; Golgi apparatus. Gene Ontology annotation, molecular function: clathrin-cargo adaptor activity. Lineage: Eukaryota; Fungi; Ascomycota; Sordariomycetes; Glomerellales; Glomerellaceae. Gene Ontology annotation, biological process: intracellular protein transport; Golgi to vacuole transport; receptor-mediated endocytosis.
AUGAGUUCCUUGAAGCAAUUCAUUCGCAACGUUCGUGCCGCCAAGACCAUCGCUGACGAGCGAGCCGUCAUCCAGAAGGAGAGCGCAUCCAUCCGAGCAAGCUUCAGAGAAGAGAGCGGAGACCACAGCGUGAGACGGAACAAUGUUGCCAAGCUCCUUUACCUCUUCACCCUCGGCGAGAGAACACAUUUUGGUCAGAUCGAGUGUUUGAAGCUGCUGGCCUCGCCCAGGUUCGCCGAUAAACGCCUGGGGCAUCUGGCCACGAGUUUGUUGCUGGACGAGAACCAGGAAGUUCUAACGCUCGUGACGAACUCCCUUCAGAACGACCUCGCCCACUCGAACCAGUAUGUCGUCGGCUUGGCCCUCUGCACCCUUGGUAACAUUGCCUCCAUCGAAAUGUCUCGAGAUCUGUUUCAGCAAGUCGAAUCCUGCAUCAACACGUCAAACCCUUAUAUCCGGAGAAAGGCAGCACUUUGCGCCAUGCGGAUAUGUCGCAAGGUCCCGGACCUGCAGGAACACUUUGUGGACAAAGUCAGCAACCUCCUGGCCGAUCGUAACCACGGGGUUCAAUUGUGCGGCCUCACGUUAGCCACAAGCUUGUGCGAAGCCGACGAGGAGGAAGGCGGGGAGGAAGGUGUUGUUGAGAAGUUCAAGAUGUUUGUGCCGAAUCUGGUCAAGACCCUGAAAGCGCUUGCGACCUCUGGUUACACCCCUGAACACGACGUCACAGGCAUCAGCGAUCCUUUUGUGCAAGUCAAGAUCCUUCGCCUGCUGAGGGUCUUGGCGAUUGGCGACGCGCGGGUCAGCGAGCAGAUCAACGACAUUUUGGCACAGGUCGCGACAAACACAGACUCGUCCAAGAACGUCGGAAACUCGAUUCUAUAUGAGGCCGUGCUUACGAUUCUCGAUAUCGAGGCGGAUUCCGGUCUCCGCGUGCUUGGUGUCAACAUUCUGGGCAAGUUCCUAUCCAACCGGGACAACAACAUCCGCUACGUCGCUCUCAAUACUCUCAUCAAGGUGGUCGCCAUCGAGCCGAACGCUGUUCAGAGACAUCGCAACACGAUCUUGGAGUGCCUGAGAGAUCCGGAUAUCAGUAUCAGGAGACGUGCGCUUGAACUAAGUUUUACACUCAUCAACGAGAGCAACGUGCGGGUUCUCAUCCGGGAACUGCUCGCAUUUCUGGAAGUGGCUGACAACGAGUUCAAGCCGACAAUGACCAGCCAAAUUGGUAUUGCCGCAGACAAGUUCGCACCGAACAAGCGUUGGCAUGUCGACACUAUGCUCCGGGUUCUCACACUCGCUGGGAAUUACGUCAAGGAGCCUAUCAUGUCUUCUUUUAUUCGACUAGUCGCCACUACUCCUGAACUGCAGACAUAUGCGGUUCAGAAGCUUUACAUUAGUUUAAAGAAGGAUAUCACGCAAGAGAGUCUUACCCAAGCUGGAGCCUGGUGCAUCGGCGAGUAUGGAGACGCUCUGCUGAGAGGCGGUCAGUACGAAGAAGAAGAACUCGUACGGGAGAUCAAGGAGCACGAGCUCAUUGACCUGUUCACGACUAUACUCAACAGCAACCACGCAACCCAGGUUUCCACCGAGUAUAUUGUCACGGCGCUCGUCAAGUUGACGACGAGACUGGCGGAUCCUGCGCAAAUUGACCGGAUCCGUCAACUUCUCAAGGUUCACCAGACGAGUUUGGACGUUGAGGUCCAGCAAAGAGCCGUCGAGUACAGCAACCUAUUUUCUUACGACCAGAUUCGCGCAGGUGUCCUCGAGAAGAUGCCGCCUCCUCAAAUCAAGGAGGAAUCCCGUGUAUUGGGUGCAGCGACUACGACUAAGAAGGCCAAGGCUGCGAACAGGAAGUCCAGGGUUAUCAAACCCACUGAGCAGGACCUGCUUUUCGAUCUUAUGGACACUCCGCCGACGACAACACCGGCUGCCAGCGGAGCCUCCAACACCGAUCUUCUGGCGGAUAUUCUUGGCGGCACCUCUUCGCCGCCCCCUACCUCAGCCUCUCCUGCACCUCAACAGUCCAAUACUGCUUCGAUCAUGGACCUUUUCUCCCAGGAUUCUGCUCAGUCAGUGGCCUCUCCAAUUUCGGCCAUGGGUGGUUCGAACUUGGAUUUGAUGUCUUCCAUGUCCGCUGUAGCAAAUCCUCCACCCCAGACGCAACCUACUCCGCAGGUCCCAGCAGGUCUUCCUGUCUACGACAACAACGGCUUGGGUCUCGGAUUUCAGAUUCAACGCAACGCUGAGGGCCUGGUCCAGGUAAUUGGUCGAUUCAAGAACGUCGGGCCUGCGUCUCUUUCGAACGUAGGGAUGCAGGCCGCUGUGCCCAAGACGCAGAAGCUCCAGCUCAUGGCCAUUUCAAGCACGGAUGUUGGACCUGGCGCCGAGGCUACCCAGAGAAUGAUUGUUUCUGGGGCAAAGGGACCGCUGCGGUUACGCUUGAGGAUCGGAUACACCCAUCCGGCUGCUGGUGAAGUCAUGGACCAAGUCAACUGGACCGAGCCAUCUUAG